AGUUAGAGGGUCUUCUCAUGUCUGUUCAGUUCAACUGCCCUCGGGUGCAGAGCGGUAGAGGGCUUUGGAGCUUCUGACACACAACUUAACUCUGUUUAGAUUCUGGCCAUCCGUCUCUCAACCAGAGAGAUAAAGGGCAAAACAAAAGCGAAACAAAGCAAAGCAAAGAAUCAGCUUCUGUUUGCUUGUGCUUUUCCCAUCUGGAUUUCUCUUACUCAAAAUUUGUAUCUUGUACUAUACUUUCUGCUUCAGAUUCUGAUUCUUCUGUCGAGUUCUGCGAUCACUUGAGAUUGGUCUUCUUAGGGUUUCAUUUGGUCUGUUACCUGACCUUUUGUUUCUUCAUGGAUUUUUUCUUGAGAUAGUUUCUGGUGGAGUUUACAUCUGAACGGUUGCUGAAGGAAGAAAAAAAAAAUGUAUUUGAAAAGCAGAGAGCACUCUUCAAGAACUGUUAUAUCCCCAAAAUGGACUUUUUUCCUUUGUUUGGGAUGCUUCUGUGCCGGUAUGCUCUUCACAAACAGAAUGUGGACAAUUCCUGAAUCAAAAGGCAUCACACGGACUACAGCAAUGGAAGCUGAAAAACUAAAGCUAGUUUCAGAGGGUUGUAAUCCAAUAUCUUUGCAACAGAAAGAAGUAAGGAGUGAAGCUAAGGAUAUUUUCGGGGAAGUUUUUAAGACUCACCAUGCCAUACAGACGUUGGAUAAGACUAUUUCAAAUUUAGAGAUGGAAUUAGCUGCUGCAAGGGCAGCACAAGAGUCUAUAUUGAGUGGUUCGCCUUUAUCAGAGGACUUAAAGAAUAAUGAAUCAGCUGGAAAGAGAAGGUAUUUGAUGGUUGUUGGAAUUAAUACAGCUUUUAGCAGCCGGAAACGAAGAGAUUCAGUUCGUGCUACAUGGAUGCCACAAGGUGAAAAAAGGAGGAGAUUGGAAGAAGAGAAGCGCAUUAUUAUUCGAUUUGUCAUUGGUCAUAGUGCCACAUCAGGAGGUAUUCUGGACAGAGCUAUUGAAGCAGAGGACAGAAAACAUGGGGAUUUCUUGAGGCUGGACCAUGUCGAAGGGUACCUGGAAUUGUCUGCCAAAACUAAGAUAUAUUUUGCUACUGCUGCCGCACUGUGGGAUGCAGAUUUCUAUGUCAAAGUUGAUGAUGAUGUCCAUGUAAAUAUAGCAACACUAGGAGAAACUCUAGUUAGACACCGAGCAAAACCAAGGGUAUACAUUGGAUGCAUGAAAUCGGGUCCUGUCCUUAAUCAAAAGGGAGUGAGAUACCAUGAACCUGAGCAUUGGAAAUUUGGUGAAGCAGGAAACAAGUAUUUCCGCCACGCAACUGGACAGCUUUAUGCAAUUUCAAAGGAUUUGGCUACAUAUAUAUCAAUAAAUCAGCAUGUACUACACAGAUAUGCUAAUGAGGAUGUUUCAUUGGGAUCUUGGUUUAUUGGACUUGACAUUGAGCAUAUUGAUGAUCGGAGACUAUGUUGUGGCACCCCACCUGAUUGUGAAUGGAAGGCCCAGGCAGGCAACAUCUGUGUUGCCUCAUUCGAUUGGAGUUGCAGUGGGAUUUGCAGGUCUGCUGAUAGGAUUAAGGAGGUCCAUCGGAGGUGUGGAGAAGGUGAGAAUGCUUUAUGGAGUGCUAAAUUUUAAGAGGCUAUAUAGAACUCCUUAAAAUUUAAGAGGAUGGCAAAACUAUAGUGACAGAAGCAGGUGUGCAAAUCUUUUCCUGUAUUUUUAUUCGAUUAUAGGGGAUGGUAGAUAUCAGAGGAGAGUGAGAACGAGAGAGGGAGAGGCAGAGGCUGAGAGAGCCGCCUUGUGGUCGUGUUCCAUUUUAGUAAAAGGGAUUGACCAGGAGGGCGGUAAGAAAAGAAAGUGUCACCACCCACCUUAUUCUUUAUUGCUGCUUAUAGGGCCAAUUUGUAAGUUAACAGUUCCACGCCUAUGAAGCUUAUCAUAAUUGCAAGAAAUCUUUGCAGUGA
Mangifera indica (mango) is the source of this 1961-nucleotide messenger RNA. Its product is annotated as probable beta-1,3-galactosyltransferase 2. Gene Ontology annotation, molecular function: hexosyltransferase activity. Lineage: Eukaryota; Viridiplantae; Streptophyta; Magnoliopsida; Sapindales; Anacardiaceae. Gene Ontology annotation, cellular component: Golgi membrane. The transcript has 11 exons. The record is from RefSeq and is a predicted model, not a curated record. Bases 412 to 1632 code for a protein of 406 amino acids.